AGUAAUGAAUGAAAAGUGGAGAUGCAUCUAGAGUUUUCGCUAAGCGUAUAUAAACACGACGUUAGGAAUUCAGCUCCAGAAUUUAGAUCUUUGAAAGAAACGUUUGAUUGAGCUUGCGAGUCUCGGCAUUCUUUUCUUAGCUUGUACUAUUGAAAGUUAUCCUUCUCUCAGUUUCGAUUUGCGGAAACUAAAAUGUCUCUUCUUCCAUUGUUAAGACGCAACUGGUGGGAUGCCUGGGAUUACCCAUCCCGAAUUACCGACCAGCAUUUUGGUAUGGGACUCUUGGACAGCGAUCUUUUGCCACCAACAUUGUACAGUGGAUUCCUGCUGCGACCCAGAACACAAAGUAACAUCGACUCUUCCGGUCUGUCAGAAGUUACGAACGAGAGUGACAAAUUCAAAGUGAUGCUGAAUGUUAGCCACUUCAAGCCAAACGAAAUCGACGUGAAGAUUGUCGAUAACAGCAUCGUCAUCCAUGGCAAGCACGAAGAGAAAACGGACGAGCAUGGCUUUGUUUCCCGAGAAUUCACGCGCCGAUACCUGCUGCCGGAAGGUACUGAUCCUGAAACUGUGAAAUCGUCCCUUAGCCAGAAUGGCGUCUUGACCAUUGAAGCACCCAAGAAAGCUAUUGAACCACCACCAAGUAACGAAAGGGUCGUGCCCAUUACCAUGGAGAAACCUGCCGUAAAGAACUAAUGAACUGUUAUAUAUCCUUAUACCUCAUCGCAAAUGCUUGACGUGGUCAAUUUCAUAAUGUAAUGUAUCUCUUAACAGCAUUGUUAAUAAUCAUUUGUAUAUUGUGUUCUUUGGAGUUAAUUGCACUUGAAAGUUUUGAAUUUGUUUAUUAGUCGUUAAUAAACUUUUUGU
Molecule: messenger RNA, 867 nt
Organism: Argiope bruennichi
Lineage: Eukaryota; Metazoa; Arthropoda; Arachnida; Araneae; Araneidae
Product: protein lethal(2)essential for life-like
Exons: 1
Coding region: 193-696 (167 amino acids)
Biological process (GO): protein refolding; response to heat
Molecular function (GO): protein folding chaperone; structural constituent of eye lens
Source: RefSeq, a predicted model, not a curated record